Molecule: messenger RNA, 1452 nt
Organism: Metarhizium brunneum ARSEF 3297
Lineage: Eukaryota; Fungi; Ascomycota; Sordariomycetes; Hypocreales; Clavicipitaceae
Gene: azaL
Product: FAD-linked oxidoreductase azaL
Molecular function (GO): oxidoreductase activity; FAD binding
Source: RefSeq, a predicted model, not a curated record
AUGGCAGCAGCCGAACCAAAGGCGGCGCCGUCCGCCGAGAACCAGACCACGCAAAAUCUGAAUGUAGAUGCGACCGCGGCCGUCAUAUCGAGGUGGUCCGACCUCCACGUGUCAAAACCAGCAUCUGUCACCACACCGGGGUCAGAGCAGGAUGUCAUCUCUGCGAUCCGUCUCGCCAAAAGCAAGCAUCUGACCAUUGCAGUCGGCGGCGGCGGCCACGCCACCUUUAUCCCUGUCGACUCGUCUACACUAUACAUGGACAUGAAGUUAUUCCAGUCCAUAAACAUCGAUAAAGAUGCCGGCGUAGUGAGAGUCGGGGGUGGUGUCACGACCGGCCGGCUUCUCAAGUGUCUCGCCGAGAAUGGCCUCUACACACCCCUGAGCGACUCGAAUGCCGUCGGCGUUGUCGGAUCAUUGCUGGGCGGGGGACAAAAUUCUCACGUCGGACUGCACGGAUACAUGGUCGACAACGCGGUAUCCUUUCGGUUGGUCACGGCCGACGAAGAGGUCAUUGACGUCGACGCACAAUCUACAGGCGGCAAGGCAACGCUCUUCCAUGCGCUGUGUGGUGCCGGGCAAGGGCAUGGAGUUGUCGUAUCGGCCACGAUGAAGGUAUAUCCCCUCGCAGGUCUCCAGCUCACAGACAACAAGAUCUGGACACGGGUCAUGGUCUUCCCGUCUCCCGCGUUGGCGCAUGUCGUCGAGGCUUAUCUGGCAUUGCUUCCUGUCCCCGGCCCUCUCUACCCCCAGCUCCUCUUCCAACGGGCGCCUCCUGGGACGCCCGUGGCCGGAAGUCCCACCGUUGUUCUUUCCGUCACGUACUUUGGUCCGGCGAGUGAGGCCGAAAAAGCCGCUUCUGUCUUGUUCGCGGCGGACCUCAACAACGCCGCCGUUCAGGUAGACUCAAACAUGAUCGAUGCCAGCCAUUUGAAUGACGCGCUAGAGCCUCUGAAUGUUCAUGGGGGGUUGAAAUCGGCAUGCGGCGCACGACUGGGAAAAGUCAAUGCCAAAAUGAUCACCUCGAGCUUUGCCAAAUGGCUCGCCAUUACCGACGAGCUGCCGGAUGCCCACAGAUCACUCGUCUUCCUCCAAUCCUUUAACCCGGCCGUCCUGGAGGCCAAGGGGAAGUCGGAUCCGGGGAAGCACAUGUUCCUCGAGGCGCGGGAUCGCGGCUUCUUUCUGGUUGUGGUGAAUUGGUGCACUACGCAGUCUUCCCUUGAGAAGCUGCAGCCGUAUGCGGAUGAUGUGCUGCACGUUUGUCGCAGCGAGGAUGGCGCAACGCCGAGGACGAUCCCGAAUACAAUGCGAUACAAGGAGCCUCUAAAGGAUAUCUUUACGGGCGAGAGAAUCAUGGAGCUUCACCACUUGAAAAAGUCCUGGGACCCCAUGGGUGUGUUUUGGAGUCCUUACGUCGGCGCUUAUCGGCACCAUCACGAAGAGGUUGCUCCAUGA